Messenger RNA from Danio aesculapii, 1293 nucleotides. RefSeq names its product ATP synthase mitochondrial F1 complex assembly factor 1 (gene atpaf1). NCBI's taxonomy places the organism in Eukaryota, Metazoa, Chordata, Actinopteri, Cypriniformes, Danionidae. The record is from RefSeq and is a predicted model, not a curated record. The coding region runs from base 10 to 918 and encodes 302 amino acids. The transcript is spliced from 9 exons. Gene Ontology annotation, cellular component: mitochondrion. Gene Ontology annotation, biological process: mitochondrial proton-transporting ATP synthase complex assembly.
CCCACACAGAUGUGGGACGGGGAAAAGAUGGCGGCGGCCGUGGUGCAGAUGUCGUGUUUGUACCGCGGGAUGAUGGCGGUCAGGAGCCCCGGAAUCCGCCCGCUGAUCCCCGGACUCGUGCCGUCUCACUUCAGGGCCUUUUCGAUGAAGAAAGAGCCCGAGCUGGAGGAAAAUCCAUAUUACAGCAAAUACGAGGAGAAGAUCCGUAAAUUGCGGAGCUCAAAACCUCAAGAAUAUGAAGCCCGGUUGGAGAAGCGCUCUGAGCUGAAGACGGAGCCGCUCGGACGCUCCAGGCAAGCAGAGUUUGUCAAAUACAUGGAGAAAGAGUUGGACAAACGUGGUAAAGAUGGUGAUGGAGGUUUCACUAAAGACAAGACAUUAGGCUCUAUCCUCAAUCUUGAAAUGGUUCAGCAGAAAUCUGGAGCUGAAAUUACAGAACUUUGGAUGCAGUACUUCUCAAAGAAAGACACGAUCAGUGCUGUCAUACCAAGUUCAACGUUUGACUUUAUUUUUGGUCGAGCCAAGUCAUGUCCAACGUUUCUGUACGCUCUGCCCCAGAAUGAGGGUUAUGAGUUUUUUGUGGGCCAGUGGUCUGGUAAUCAGCUGCACUUCACAUCUUUAAUCAAUGUUCAGACUAUGGGAGAAAAUGCGCCCAGUCAGCUUAUUUUAUACCACUACACAGACCUGCAGAAGGACAAAGAUAUAGUUUUGAUGACCGCUGAGAUGGACAGCAAAUUUGUGACGGUCCACCAGGCACAGUGUUUGGCCAAUCAGGUGCAGCUGUUUUACGGAUCGCAGAGGCUUGAAACUUUCCGAUUGGUCGAGACCUUCAACCACAAACCGGAAGAGUUUAAACACAUGGCUGUGAUCGCAGAACUAGAACAGAGUGGAAUUGGACCGGCGGUCACUACGAAGUAAUCAUCAAAAGACACUAAAUAUGAAUUUUGUCUAAUGUGGAACAUCACCUUUGGACAGAAACAGUCUGGUGAGAGUCUUGGCAGCCGCAUAAAAAUAAUAUAAUAUGUGUUUCAGUAGAUAUGAGUUAAACAAACAUUCGCGCGACAUGAUUAUCUGCUACUGUGUAUGCAGAUUCUGUGUAUUGUUUCUCAUUUGACUCCUGAUGAAUAUCACGAUUAAAAAAAAAUAGAAAACGUUAAAAAUUACAGUGCAAUACAUUGUUGCCUGCAGUUCUAUUAAUGGCCACUGGUGUCGCUAUUAACAAGUGUCUGAAUUCUAAAUGUAGUUCUGCUAAAAACAAUAUACCGGUUAUCAAUAAAAAAAGUGUAAUUAAAA